Messenger RNA from Lytechinus pictus (painted urchin), 8698 nucleotides. RefSeq names its product nuclear pore complex protein Nup205-like. Lineage: Eukaryota; Metazoa; Echinodermata; Echinoidea; Temnopleuroida; Toxopneustidae. Gene Ontology annotation, molecular function: structural constituent of nuclear pore. Bases 59 to 6301 code for a protein of 2080 amino acids. Gene Ontology annotation, biological process: nuclear pore organization. The transcript is spliced from 36 exons. Gene Ontology annotation, cellular component: nuclear pore; nuclear pore inner ring. The record is from RefSeq and is a predicted model, not a curated record.
UAUUAACCCUAACAUGACGUUAGAUGGCGCUCUAACCGUCUGCUAGAAAUCGGUCAAAAUGGCAGAACGCAUGGCGGUUAAUUUGGGCUCCAGGAUAUGGGGUCCAUACAAGGAGCUCUACCAUACGGUCUCCCUCAUCGUCUCCAAGAGAUGCCCGGAUCCUUACCAGGAGCUUGAUGCUAUCAUCAGAAAACACAAACCAGACUUUGUCGCCCUUCUUAAGAAUCCAGCAAAGAAUUCGCAACACAGAGAACAGAUCAAGAAAGCUGAUGUUGAUGGCGUCGUUAUUUCAGGCCAGGCUAGGAGUCGCGUGCUACCAAGGCAACUCAUUGAAGAGGCUCUUAUCAUCAGCGACCUAUUUGAUCUGAACGAGUAUGCAGCUGUGGAGCUACUUCUGGCAGGAGACCAACAGCAGCCUCAUUUUCCUGGCCUACCGCGUGGGCUAGUCGCUGUCCUUCUCUACUACGAUGGUCGAUGUAGCCUCAUCAACACCCUGCAGCUUCUGAUCCAGUCACGCCGUGGUCGUACAUGGACCUUUGACCUCGACGAUGAAGUCGUUGACCUCGUGACAUCAUUCACCAAUGACCUCGUCUCUGAGGGGCUGGUCAAGAAGGUGCUGGAGUUCCUGAAGAAGAUGGAUGUUGUCAAGGAGAUGAAUGACCUGGCUAAGGAAAGGGCCCUUGGAGGACCAAAGCACCGACAUGAUGUUCAGGAGUUUAUUCGUGGUGUCCGUUCCUCUCUCGCCGACUGCCUCUACUGCUUUGCCUGUCAGACACCCUUUGGGAGAAAGGACACCAUUCUUCUUGCCAAGCAUCUCAUGAAUGAGAUAGAGUUGAAUGCUAGUGGUAGUAUUGAUGAAUGCUCCAUAGCCCUUCUCAUGGCCUUCAUGUACAGCAUUGAUACAGGUGUAAUUGAACAGAGGCCUGAGGACAGAGAAGAGUUAGAGCAGCAGCUACCAAUCUUGAAGGAUAACCAGUAUCUUCCUGCAAUCCAUGACCUUAUGACCUCUGAAGACGAAGGUCAAUGGAAGGUCAAAGGGAUCAAGGGGGUCAUGCAGCUGGCCUGGGCGUUGACCCUGAGGAAUUCUGCUCAGCUACCAGAACUUUCACGAUUUCAAGAUCAGAUAGAAGAAGAUGAGAUCUUGGUUGAUAGAGCUCUUCAGACUGAUGUGUUCUCCUUCAUCAAUAAAUCUCUCAUCGCAAACAAAGUUUUCCAUCAAAAUGAAUUCUACAUCCGUCGAAUCCAUGGCCUCAUAACGGACUUCAUCUUUCAGAUGCCCCUGAAGGUGAAAGAGAUCCGUAACCGUGGCGAUGAAGCUGGUCGUCUAAUGAUGUCAUAUGAGAGGGAAGGUUUAGAAGUCAACCCAAACUUGCCAAGACACUUUGAAGACUUCUUGCACCUGUUUGGAUAUUUGUAUGAGAAGGAUCCUCUUGAUCUGGAGCUAUCCCUUGAUUACUGGAAUCCACCCGAGAGGGGAAAUAGCCCCGGAGGAGGGGGCGCAAGCUACAUCAGUAUCUACCAUCAUAAACAAUCACAGCGACAGGUGAGCCUGUUCAAGUUUGUCCGUAUGGCAGGCGAUCUCCUUCCCCCUUCACUCUACAUCCCAUAUCUACACAUGAUACAGGGUGUGUCAAACAGCCACCAGAGUGCCCAUCAUUGCUUCAACCUACUCAAAGCAAACGGAAUGGGAGGAGCUGGUGCAAGUGUGGGCAGUGUAUCAUGGGAUCACUUCUUCUUCUCUCUUAACCGCUACUACUCGUCCCUCCGGCAAGAGAUACGCUCAACCUCCCCUUUUCAGGAAGUGGGCCAGUCCGCCCAGUCAUUCAGGCUUGGGGCCAAGGGGAUCACUCCACAGGAGAUGGAGGGGUUGAUCAAUGUCCUCAAGCUUGUCCAAGUUGUUGCUAGAGAGAAUGAGGAUGCAAGAAUAGCGAUGGUAGAGAAUCAGUCAUGGCUGCCGACAGUUCUCCUCUUUGGUCUGUUAACAUGUAGCAUCCCUCCACCUCUCAAAGCAGAAUGCCUUAGAACAUUAGCGGUAUUUGCUCAGUCACCUGACAUAGCAGUAACCCUCUGGCAAUCGCUUGAAGUUUCUCAGAUCAUACCUACUGUUCCUCAAGCUGGUGUUACUCCCUCUGGAAUCCUCCUGGAGUUAGAGGAGAUCGAGUCCAACAACGAAGAGUACCCACUGACCCGUGGUUUCCUAGCCUUGGUGGAUGCCCUCACUGAGGUCCCUAUACCCGUCAUGUUAGGGGUUGGUUACAGACCUCCAGGUUUUGAUCCUUACCUCAAGUUUCUCAGGGAUUCUGUCUUCCUCAAGUUCCGCACCAGGGCAUAUCGCAACCCAGCAGAAAAGUGGGAAGUGGCAGCAGCUGUUACCAAGAUCCUCUGUAAGCUUCUAGCCAGCCAUGAGCCUCACCCGGAAGAGUUCCAAGACCACGUUGUAGAGAUUCAGGGAGGUGGAACGGCUAUCACCAACAAGCCUCCUGGACAUCAUCUCCUAGUUCAUAUGCUGAACGAUAGUUCCAUGCUUCAAUUGAUUCUAGGCAUCUUAGAUGAGAGCAUUCGCUUACUCUCGCAGUACCACACAUUCCCAGGCAAGGAGAGCAUGACAGAGUGCGCCCUCAACUGCUUGACUAUGCUGGACCUGGCCCUGGAGAAACAGGACAAGUUCAUUGACCUUUUGAGAGGUCAAGCAUCGAGUCUAAUGGUCACUCCACUUGACCAGUUACUGAUGGGUAUCAACCCACGUUCCGGCCGUGCUGACCAUCUCUGUCAUGUUGCCAAAUUUGUGAGUUUCAAUGUAUCCCUUCCCAAGCAUUCGCUGGCAGCUGUCAAGGUUCUGUAUCGAAUGGUCAAGUCUUCCAAUGUCCAACCCGAGAUUGUCAAUCUCUUCUCCAUCAAUAAGGAGGAAUCCAGUCGUAUUCUUCAUGGGUUUGUGGAGUGUCUUGAGGUGGAAGAUCUGGAAGUAACAGAGACUGAAGCUUUUCAAGAAGAAGAUGCUGACCAUGGCAGCGAUGAAUCAUCAAGACUUCACAGCCAAACACGUCUGUAUGCCAUGAGACUCCUCCUAUUUUCACUCGGCCAACCAGGACCUAACCUCGCACACUUCCUCCUUGGCUAUAACUCAAGGAAGCCAGUUAGCAAGACUGAACUACAAGACCCAGGUGUGCUCGGCUCCCCACGCACCUGCCUCCAUGCUGUCGUCUCGGUCCUAGAGCGCGGCAUCACGUCCCACUCUGGCCCGUCAGCUAUCCACAACACUCCUCAGCUAGCCGAGCUUGCCUACGAGCUGAUAUACCGUCUGUGUGCGAACCGUGAGACCAGCGCUCCGACCAUGCGCUACCUCCGCACCACUCAAGACUUCUUUUACAAGCAUCUCAGGCAUGCUCCAUUUACUAACAGCAAUGGAGAAGAGACAGAAGAGCGUAUCCUAUUGAAUCAGCAAGCAUGGCUUCUCAAGGCCGUAGCCAUCGAGCUCAGAUUGACGGCUGUCAAUCGUCAGAGGUCUCAUAGCCAACGUCUGCUACGUCUCCUCCUCGAAGACACAGCCUCACAGGUCAAUGAUGAUGUGGAUGGGUCGGUAGACUGGGACAGAGUUACAAUGGAAGCAAGUACACUAGGAACUAGCAUGGCACAGACCCAAGCCGAUACUAGAGGGGCAGGACUUCAGAUGAGAAGACGUAUCCUGCAGCUCCUGGACUCCGUUGAGUUCUGUCAAACCUUCCCUGCCCCGCUUCGUCUGGAGUCCUUCGAGCCAUCGGGUGUAGAACAGACCAUCUUAAACUGUGAAGAGAAGAAUGAAUAUGGUGUCCUGCUCUGUAAUCUAAGACUGCUUCAUCAUAUCCUCGUUGACCAACUCAAUCGACAUGGGGCAUCUGGGUCAGUCGUAGGUCAGAGGUCAAGGGUUGAGAUGGAGAUCAGGGAGAUUCUGAGGACUGCUGUCUCAAGGAACAGCGUAAGACGAUCGUUAGCUGCCAAGCGUCAUGGGUUUGAUGCCUGGCGUCAAGUUCUUGAGGUUCUGCUGACGUCUUUGCCUCAGGAAUCCCUUGCAUUGGAGAUUAGACAGAAAGUUACAGUGGAUAUCCUUCAAGAACUACUUCACAAGGUAAACCAAGAGGACUCUGCUUCUGAGCUGACCUCACCAGUCUCAGGAGCCUUCCUUCUCCUAGCCAUGACCCUACGACAGUGCUCCAUCUCAGACAAUGCCCAGUCGGUAGCUAAUCUCAUGUCCUCACAGUAUGUCAACAUCCUAGACGGAUCUAUGGUGCAGACAUUGGAUUCGUCAGUACUGAGUGGAGGGGAUACCGAUGGAAGAAGAGGAGGAGGGAUACAGAUUCCAGUUGUGUCAUUGACAGCGAUCCUCAAGGAGCUUCUCACUUUCAUACUUUCAACAGGUGGUGCCCAGCAGCGUGUCCGUACCAAUCUCUAUGGGGCUCUACUCAACUACCUUCAGAUCCCACAGAAACCCAAGGAGAUCCCCACCCUCCAGGCCUCUACGGCCAUGAACUCUGCCAUCCUGGAGGAAUACCACCGGGUCAUGACCGCCAACCUUGCCGUCAUCCAGGAGUUUGGAGAGCCAUUCUGUGAGCUCGUCUCCAGAGAUGCAUGCGAUGGGCAUGAACUAGGAAGGACGUUGGCGUUGUCCAUCAUUGAUGCCAUCAACUCCAUUGACAGACGAGGUCAUUGGCUGAGUAUCCUCAUAUCCAAGGGCUACUUGAGUCACUUUAUUGAAGAGCUACUUCGCAUGGAUCAAUCGUUACAGAGCUGUCUACAACCCAACCCAGAACCCAUGAAGGCACUCUACAUUUAUGAAUCUACUCUGUCCUUGUUGAUGAGAGUUGCUGAGAGUGCCAACGGUGCCCAAGCAUUACUACAGAUGGGUCUGAUGGAAAGACUAGGCCAGUGCAGGUUCAUAGAUCUGAGACCAGAACACCACACAAUCAGUAGUCACCCAAGGUUAGUUGAAGGCAUGGAAGCAAUUGCUGUGGAUUCUUUCCUUCCUGAUGUAAUGAGUCGCUAUCAUCAACUACUCUUCCCAGUUCUAAGGUUAUGCACAGCAAUUCUCACUUCCCUAGGCAGUCAACACAAGGAAGCUACCAAUCAGGUUCUCCACUUUGUAAUGGCUCAUGCUGACACCUUCACGGCGAUCUUACGGGAGCAACAUCAACGUCCUGAGAGAGAAUCGCUUGAAGAACUCUCUCUUGUGACAGGGGUUAUAUGCACAGUCAUGGGAGAAGUUGACUAUUUUGACCCAUCUUUGUUGGAGACGAGCGUCCACGCUCAGAUUCCGGUCCAGACCCACCUGACCCGGCUCCAUCGUCAGAUCCUUGCCUUGGUACCCAGGUACUGCAGCCUUGACCAGUGGCUCAAGGAGCUGAAGAGCGCUGAGGGGUGGCAGAGGGGUGCAGCAGAUAGACGGGGUACGGAGGAAGAGCACAGAAGGGAUGCCGAGACGGAAGGCAAAGGGAUGAAUGCGAGGUUGUUCUAUCUCGAGAUCGUGAGCCAUGUGAUUGGAUACUGUCGAACUGUGGUCGUUCGUUCAGGUACUAACGCUGAUGAAUAUCAGGUCAUCUUCACUCCAUCCCUUCAAGAGGCGGUAGCGCGAGACUACCAAAGACUAGAAGCCUCAGCGAUGGCUUCGCUUGAUGUCAGCAAACCUCCCGGUCUUGGCGUCAUCGUUAGACAUCUACAUCAGUCUGCUGCACAAUUCAUGGUUGCCAUGGAGAUGCAUCAACAGUCCGUUCACAAGCUUCAGAACAUUGCGGAUCUUCCAGCAGAGGAAUUGAAAGAGUUGUCACAUAGCGGCGUAGGCUCCCGAUCAACCACCCAGCAUCGUCUUCAAUUAGCGACACGAAGGCUCACUCAAGAUGUCCGUACUAGAGUCAAGGAACUAUCAAUACUUUUCUAUUCCAUAGAAUGUGAUGUCUUCUUAAUCUGGCGCCAUCUGGAGUACUAUUUCUUACAUUGUCAUCCUACUGGGGGUCCCUCAGCGCCCUUUUCGCUCUCCUUUGCUCUUCGUCAGCCACCAAGGAAUUUAGGAGAUCUUUCAAGUCCAUCACUAAACGUCACCCAGGAUGAGAGCCAAUCCCGCUUCCCGCCAGUCAGUCCUCAAGCUCUAGGUAUCACCCAAGAUGAUCUUAAGCAGCUACGUCUCGAUGCCACGAAGUGCCUCAACGAUCCGCUCCUGAAGCGCGUCCAGGAGAUCGAGUCUCGUUUCCAAGCGCAGCGUCGAUCCAAGCAUGCCUUCGUCGCGGCGUUGGUUCGGCGUAUCCGGCGUCUAGUCACGUUGGAUGCGCCUAGGUGAUUUAGGCUUUCAAGGAAACCUUCGAAGUGAUCAAAAGAUGGAUUACAUUCCAAGGUCCAUACUCUGAAGUCUGGUUUAACGUAGACCAUGGUCUAACUCUGUGCUAGAAUUAUGGGAAGCAUGUUUGCAUUGUAUGUUUCGUAUGUUUACUGACAUCUACCUUAUUUAUCCUUCCCAGACAGUUAGAAAUAUUUGACAGUUAAAUGAGCUGAUAAAUUGAACCUCUACAUUUGACUGUUAGAAAGGUUCUUUGACAUUUGCUCCGAGGAAAAUUGCUCCGAAGCAAAACAUAAAGCCUACAUGUAACCUCCUAAACUAAAUAAACCAAAAUACUUCUUUUUUUUAUACUUUAUUCUGAACCAAAAACUCUAUUAAAACCCUUACUCUUAACCCUAUGCCCUCUGAGUUAAUAAGACCUGAACAAAUGUUGCAGGAGUAUUAUGUCAUGUCAGUGUUCAAGAUUAAUGUCAGAACUGGCUCUCCAUAGUUGAACUACAACUUUAGACCAGGGCUCCAUAACAAAAAGGUUUGCAGUCAAUAGCUAAAUACCAAUGACCAAUGAAGAUCAUCGUUGCAUGCCCUUUCUGUUUAAAAUACUGACCAGGAACCAAUCAGUGCAGUUCUAUCAUAUUUGCAAUUCUUCGCAAACCUUUUUGUUACGGAGCCCAGAGUUUAAAUUUAAACCCAUCUUCAGAAUAUGGGCCCAAAUUUUGUCAUCUUUGGCUUACUAUUGUUGUGAUUGAUCAGAUCAAUCUCAACUGUUUGUAAGACAGGGCCCAGAUAUGAUAUUGUCUAACAUUAGCUUCUGUUUUUGUAAUAUAUCUUGAGAAUAAGUGAUACAAGACCAUGUAAUUUAACAGUAUUGUUAAGUCCUUUUGUAAAGAAUCUGUCUACGAUAGUGUGUUCUUUGUCAUGUAUAGAUGUUUAUAUCUGCCAAAGCCAAGCUUAAAGAUUUUGUUAACAAAAGAAAGUAAAAGAUUUAAAAUUUCAUUUGAAUAUUGGGGGAUGUAAAUUGACUGAAAUGAAAAGGAGUACAGAAUAUAAGAUUACUAGCAGGAGGGGGUCACAAGUAAUUUGCCCUGUAAAAGUUAGUGUUUGUGUAUAUUUUGUAAAUAUGUAUCCAGUCUUAUUCCAUGUACAAGCCAUGUUGUUUAAGUUGGCGUAUGACCACUACAGAGCUGCAUCUAUAAUUUGUGAAACUAGGAACAUUUAUUAAAUCUUGGGUGUGUUUCACAAAGGGUUAAGUAGUAUAAUAAUAAUAACGUCAUAUUUUACCCAGGGAAGCCACUUCAGUUCUGAAAACUGUUCUACCAGCAGGCCCUGCUUAACAUGAUAAUGUAAUUAUUACCCCGACUUUAGCACAGCUAGUAUAUGGCCAUCAGAUUCUUUACAAGUAUGACUAAGAGUCAUGCGGAAAUGCCCAUGUGCAAUCGUUUGCGGCACUUAAAAUCAUUGCAUUAAGAGUUAUAAAUGUUACAUAUUAUCAUUACUAUUAUGUCAUUUAACGCAUAAUUUGAUUGAUGGAUGUGCGAGUCCUGUGCACAUGAUCCUGACCAAUGCAAUGAUGCGUUAUAUACCGAACACAACUGAACUAUUUAAGUAUGACUCUAUUAAAGCCAGAAUUAAAUCUUUUUGAAACACCCCCAGGGGACCCUUUCAGUGCAGCAUGUUGCUUUGAUGGAAGACGAUAGGUGAAUAUUUCCAAGAAUCCAACUUGUAUAUACUGCUCUGAAUGAAAAUCCUCAAAAAUCUUAUUUGAUUCAAGCAUCUCCUACAACACCAGGAAAGCAUUACAUGAAAUAAUUAAUCGGUAAUAUUCACCGACUGUUCUUUACAAGGUGGCAGGUGCUACUGAAUUGAACCUCAAAAUGAAAAUAUACUUUUCAUUCUCAUUUUUAAGAAAUGAGCAAAAUGCGAUUUGCUCCAAUAUCUGAUCGUGGACCAGAUGAAAUGCGCCUUUAUUCAGAUUUCUUCUAAGGUCAAACAGGGAGGUGUUUCAUGAAAGUUGUCAGCGCUGACAAUUUCAGUGAAAUCCUUGGUUUUGAUUGACUGAGAGGCACUGGCCUCUGAAUGUUACUAUGGUAACUGUCGGAGAAAGUCAGCUUGUCAGUGCCGACAACUUUCAUGAACCGGUAUCCUGAUGUCCAGAAGAAGUCCCAGAAGAUUCAACUUGAGCAGACUUACCUGUAUGUACAGGUGUCUCCAGUUUGUUAAUUUGUUGACAUUUUGUAAAUAAUCAUGUUUUGUAGAACAAUGAGCAAGGAAAGCUUCUCAAUCUCCUUACCUGUCAAAACUAUCUCCUUUAAAAUGUAAUGAUUUUGUUUUGUUCAAAUGGUUAUAAUUUUUGAAUGAAUGAAAGUUGUUGCAUGAAAAUAAUAAAAUAUAAAGAUAUUUGUA